This is a messenger RNA of Colletotrichum orchidophilum, 228 nucleotides long. RefSeq lists its product as uncharacterized. The coding region runs from base 1 to 228 and encodes 75 amino acids. The record is from RefSeq and is a predicted model, not a curated record. The transcript is spliced from 2 exons. NCBI's taxonomy places the organism in Eukaryota, Fungi, Ascomycota, Sordariomycetes, Glomerellales, Glomerellaceae.
AUGUCACACUCUAAAGCCAGCUCUAGCCAGAGCCUAGUCAACUGUCCCACCGGAUCUUCCCGUGCUGCGCCUUACAAUGUCGAUCGUUACAUGGCCGAGUCAUCUUCCUGGACAACUUUCAGCCAAAGAACUGGCACCCCCCGCACAACCUAUAGCGACCUCAUGCAAUCGGAACUCGACAGUCUGUUGCGGCAAGCGAAGCAACAAUCUCAGACAACCUCGAAGUGA